AUGCUGAGAGCCAUCAGACCACAGGAUGCUGAGAGCCAGUCAGACUACAGGAUGCUGAGAGCCAUACCACAGGAUGCUGAGAACCAGCCAUACCACAGGAUGCUGAGAGCCAGGGCAACGAAGGAAGGCAGCAGGACGGACCCACCUAUUGGAGGCGCUGGAGGAAGUGUUCGUGUACUCUUUCUGCAGCAGUCUGGUGUCCCUCUGACAAGAGCCACGCCAGGCUUACCAGACCCUUCCCAACCCUCACCAGCUUCACCUUCUGUUACACCAUCAGGAUCAACAGACCACCGCAUGACUGGGUACAAGGUGGCACUGCACAGCACCUGGGGAGAUUCAGUGGUGUCGACACCAUUUAGACAGUGGGUACACUUCUGUUUCACCUACCAGCACGAGACAGGUGCCUGGCAUGUCUACAGGGACGGUCUGUUGGGCCAGCAGGGUAAGCUACCCGUCGUGUCUGGUCCACUGCAACCUAACGGCUCCUUUGUUAUAGGUCAGGAACAGGACAGCUUCGGUGGAGGAUUCCAGGAAGAACAAAGCUUCAGCGGAGAGAUCACUCGUCUCAACUUCUGGUUCAGAGUCCUUAACAACACUACCAUCACCAAGGUAUUAAUGUUCAGAGUUCUUAACAACACUACCAUCACCAAGCUGGCUCGCUGUGAGACAGAGGAAGAAGGAGACGCCCUCAGUUGGUCCAAGGAGACCUGGAACAUCUCUGGGGAGGUGGCGUGGACGGUGAGGGAGACGCAGCAGGUGUGUGAACGCAAGACACGACGCAUCCUCAUCUUCCCUAACAGGUUCUCACUCAAGGCUGGUCUUCACCUCUGCAAGGUGGUGGGAGGUAGAAUAGCAGUGCCUCAGUCAACUGCUGAGAACAUUUGGCUCUACAACGUCACCCAGCAGGACGCCGAGUACUGUACCGGAGGGCAAGGCUCUAAUUACUUGUGGCUGGGUGCCACCGACCAAUGGCACGAGGGCCAGUGGCAGUACUGGGAUUCGGGCCAGACAGUGCCCUGGAUUGGGCCCUGGAGGGGGUCGGGACCCAACGGUGGAGUCGUGGAGAACUGCCUGGUCCUGCAGACCGUGCCCUUCAUGGACCAGUGGUCUGACAUCGCUUGCCUGGACACCUACGAGUUCUGCGUGCCCUGUGAGUUCAUUAGUUCUCCUGUUCUCUACCUGAGGGGCCCGGCGGUGUGCCCAACCUCGCCCUUCAAUCGUCAGUAUGCCCUGGUGGAGAAGCGCGGCGGUAAACUCGCCUUGGAUGGCUAUCUUCACUCGGAUAUCUUCUGGGACCCCAACAACUCCACAUGGGUCAUUAAGUCUCUUAAGGAGGCAGGUGCAGCUGCAAGUUGGAAACCUUCAGAUGAUGGUAAGUACCCGCUGGGUACCAACACCUGGGUACUGGCUGGCAAGUUAUGCGGGAUGAAGCCUGGUGAAGAGGUCAACUUGACACUGUCAGUGUGUGAGACUGGAGAGUUUACCUGUGCUGACGGUUCCUGCAUCAAGCUUUUCCAACGCUGCGACCUGCGCAUUGACUGCCCCGACCAGAGCGACGAGGCACAGUGCUCAGUGGUCGAGGCUCCUGAUAGCUACAGGAAAACCAUCCCCCCGCCAUCCAUCGUAGAAGGCAAACCCCUCGACAUUUUCUUUAUGAUCGACCUCACCUCCUUCCCCUCCAUCGCCACGCAAGACUUGACCUUCAUCACCAACUUGAACCUGAAACUACGAUGGCAGGACGUGCGUUUGACCUACAAGAACCUGCACAACGACUCUACCCUCAACCUUCUCACCAGCGAGUCCAUCGCCAACCUCUGGACACCCAGAGUCUUCUUCAGCAACGCCCAGGGCAACGUCUUCACCAACUUGGAUCAGGGAGCUCACGUCGAGUGCAUUCGUCAAGCUCCGUCCAAGCCUGCUCCCCCGGAGUUUACUCAUGAAAUGAACAUCUUCUCUGGACGAGAGAACAGCAUGGAGAUGGGGCAGCUGUACACCGUUACACACAGUUGUGACUUUAACCUUCUGAUGUUCCCCUUUGAUGCUCAGGUAUGCUCGUUAUACUUCACGUUGGUGUCAGCAGCGUCCACCUACAUGGUCCUGGUGCCCUUCGCUGCCAACUACAGUGGACCCAAGAAUCUUAUCGAGUAUACGAUAGGUGAAGUGAGUAUGCUGGUGAAGCAGGAUGGUGAGUUCUCCAGUGUGGGCAUCAAGGUGAGGUUCUAUCGCCGCUAUGGUUUCUACCUGCUCACCCUCUACAUCCCUACUACACUGCUUAUAGUCAUUGCCUACGCUUCUUUCUUCUUCAACCCCGAGGAUUUCAACUCUCGCAUUACCGUCGCUCUCACUGCCCUCCUUGUCCUGGCCUCAUUAUUCACACAGACAUCCAACUCGCUGCCCAAGACAUCUUACUUCAAGCUGGUCGAUGUGUGGCUUUUCUUCUCCAUCGUUAUCAUCUUUUUUGUGGUAAUGCUUCAGACACUGGUGGACUUUGCUGCAGACAAGAACUGGUUCUCCUGCCUCUCUAAUAAGAAAUCAACUAAGAUACAGGUGCUGGACAAGACAGGGCGGAGGACGAAAGAGGCCUUCAUGGGCCCCAGCUUCCCAAGGGUGGCUGGACAGUAUGACAUGGCAGUGUUGAACUUUAGCAGAAUCAUCAUACCAAUUCUCUUCUUCAUCUUCAAUAUUAUCUACUGGGCCUCUGCCAUCCGUUACCUGCUUCAGCUGGACAUGUAGAGGGGAGCCCAGCCCUUCAGAAGUUGCCAGGAAACACCAUGUAAUGAGUAUUAUUAUUGCUAUAUUCAUUAAAAGUGAUAACUGCUAUAACAAAUAGCUUUGAAAGAUCAUCACCAUUCAUUCAGACUUCUAAUUUCAUUAUACAUAAAUACUUUGUCUAGAUUACACUUCCUAAUACUACACCAUCUCCUUUAAAGAAGAAUAGAUUAUGUCCAGACAUGAAUAAAGUUUAAAAGCCAUUUGUAUAGUUUUUUUAAAUUUUUUAAGUAUUAUUAGAUUUCUCUAAAGGGUGCCUUGUAGUUGCCUGAAUUUUCUUAUAUUUAUAACUUGAGAACAUCUCACCUGACCGGCUUCAAAUUUUAAAUGAAGAUAUAUUGUAACAAGAAAAGUUCAUGCAACUAUUGACAUAUGUAGUUACCCCUUGUAAAUUUUAUAUGUAUUAUUCCCAAUUGGUGCAAAAAAGACAAUUGUUAUAGAUUGUCAAGCAUUUUUUUUUUUUUACAUUUUUUUCUUACAUCUGGAAAUACUACAGAAUUAACAAUAUAGCAAACUUAGUAUACUGUAGUGAACUGAUGAGAUAGCAAGACUGGCAUACUGUAGUGUUGAGAUAACAAGCUAUGUAUACUGUAUUUCCUACGUGGUUUGAAGAAAAUAAUUUGCCGUUUUCAUUCGUAUGUACCAGUACCUUUUAUCAGCUAUUUAUAACAUUAGUAUUAGGCAGGUUAAUAUUUGUUUCUUUUGCUCUUUAGAAGUUAUUCAUGAAAGAAAGCAGUAAGGAUGUUGGAGUCGCAGUGCUGAAAUUUAGACUAAUGAUAAAAUGACCUUGCCAUUUAAAGCAAAGAAACUUACCAGACAUCUAAUACAGUAUGCCUAUAUUAAUAUAAAUUUUUAAGUUGUUCAAGGUUUGCAGACUGAAAUUUUACACUAAUGUGAAUGUUAUUGUAUGAAGAGGAAGGAAUGCACUGUACAUCAACUUAGAGAAAACUUAAAACUUGAGAAAAAUUCAUUAUUUUAAAAUGGGUAUAUUUUUUAUGUAAAAAUACAAUACUUUAGGCUAAAAAAUAUAGAUUUUAUUAUUUACAAAAUAUACAAUGUAUAUUUGAAAUAUGUCACCAUAAGCACAAUCUAAGCUAGGUAUUUCUUGGGCGAUUUAUAUUAAGGUAAUUAAUUUAUAGAAUUAUUUAACAACUAGAUUAUCUUGCCAAUAUUUUCACACUCAAAGAAAAUCAUUACACAAGAGGUGUUAUUGUAAAAGAUUUCAACCAGUG
Molecule: messenger RNA, 4001 nt
Organism: Cherax quadricarinatus
Lineage: Eukaryota; Metazoa; Arthropoda; Malacostraca; Decapoda; Parastacidae
Source: RefSeq, a predicted model, not a curated record